AUGGCGGGUGAUCAUCAAACGGUCGCGGAUAUCAAUCUGCUAUCAAAAUUUCUCAGUGAUAAUCAACACGGCCUCUCUGCUAGCUCUUCAGUCGACUGCAUCGUGAUUUGUGCUUCGGCCGUUCUGUACGGCGCCGAGGUCCUCUUCUCCACCCUUCAACAAAAUCCUUCCAUAACCAGAUGUGUUGUGCUUUGCGGAGGUAUCGGACACUCAACCGAACUUCUGUACGCCUCCGUGAAAGCUCAUCCGAGAUUUUCGCGCAUUGCAAAUGAAGUGCAGGGACUCCCGGAAGCUGAGGUCCUAAAUCUCAUUCUGAAUGAAUUCCAUGAUCGGUCUUCGAUCACUCGGAAUGGAUGUCAGAUUCUCGUCGAAUCACAGUCUACAAAUUGUGGACAAAACGCUUCAUUCUCCCGAAAGGUGCUCGAUGAGGCGGGAUUCACGUCUCCGGCUACGUGUCUUGUCAUUCAAGAUCCUACGAUGAUGCUCCGCACGAAGGCGUCAUUUGAAAAGGUCUAUGAGGAUGCCAUAUCUGCCGUGUCGGUUGUCAGUUGUCCGACUUUCGUACCGCAAGUACAAUUGUCGCUCAGCGGUGAUCUCGAAUACUCCGAUAAACACGUGGUAACGAUGGAAGGACGGUCGAUUCCAUCGGCUCAGCUGUGGUCGCAAACUCGAUUUUUGGAGUUGAUCACGGGGGAGAUCCCCCGUCUGAGGGAUGAUAAAGAUGGCUAUGGUCCUCGAGGACGGGGUUUCAUUUCCCAUGUCGAUGUACCUGGUGAUGUUGAAGCCGCCUGGUCUCGUCUACAGUCGACGUCUAGGGGAUCAAGAUAA
Messenger RNA from Penicillium brevicompactum, 828 nucleotides. RefSeq names its product YdcF family protein. The coding region runs from base 1 to 828 and encodes 275 amino acids. NCBI's taxonomy places the organism in Eukaryota, Fungi, Ascomycota, Eurotiomycetes, Eurotiales, Aspergillaceae. Gene Ontology annotation, cellular component: plasma membrane. The record is from RefSeq and is a predicted model, not a curated record. The transcript has a single exon.